AACAACUGACGUUCACACAUGUUCUGUGAUGUUCGUGCUCAGAGCCUAUGGAUCCAUGCAUAGAUGACAGACUGGAUCAGAUAUUCAGAUCCACACCACCUGACAGCGGCCUGACGCAGCUCUGCAGCAGUCGGUAAACCACGUGACAGCUGAUCCAGCUUCCGGGAUCACAACGCCCACCAAGUGACUGUACAGCUGUUUCCGUGAUCCUCCUGGCUUCUUCUUCAGUUCCCCUCAGUGUCACCACAGCGUGAGUCUGGACCCGUCCGAGCCUGCUGCUGCUGCUGAUCCUCACAGGGCCGAGUUUAGAUCAUGUCUAAGAAGGGAGGAAACCACGGGGUGGAGUUUCAGGGGCUGGUGGAGGCGUCCAUCAUCCGGAUCCCCCCCCAUCACUACAUCCACGUGCUGGACCAGAACACCAACAUCGCCCGGGUGGAGAUCGGGCCGCUCACCUACAUCCGCCAGGACAACGAAAGAGUGCUCUUUUUACCGGUUCGCAUGACCAUGGUGCCGCCGCGUCACUACUGUGUGAUCUUAAACCCCGUGGCACGCGAUGAAGACAAGCAGGUCCUCUUUGACCAAUCGGGUCAGGCCAAACUUCGCCACGCUGACCUGGAGAUCCGUCUGACCCAGGAGCCGUUCCCCCUGUACCCCGGAGAGGAGAUCCAGCAGGACGUGACCCCGCUGCAGAUCGUGUAUCCGGACACGGCGCUGCGUCUGCAGGCUCUGCUGGACUUCGAGGAGAGCGGAGGAGAGAAGAGAGUGGCUGGAGACGAGUGGCUGUUUGAAGGACCGGGAACCUACAUCCCCAGGAAAGAGGUGGCGGUGCUGGAGACCAUCAAGGCCACAGUGAUCCGAGAGAACCAGGCCAUCAGACUGAGAGCUCGCAAGGAAGGAGUGGACAGGGGGGGAGUCCGCAGGGUCACAGGUGAGGAGUGGCUGGUCAGUAAGGUGGGAGCGUACCUUCCAGGUGCCCAUGAAGAAGUCAUCGACAUUGUGAACGCCUUCAUCCUGACUGACAAGAGAGCGCUUCAUGUUCGCGCCCUGCGGCCUUUUAAAGACGCCGGCGGGCGGGACCGCCGUACGGGGGAGGAGUGGCUCGUCACCAUAGCCGACCGGGAGGCUCACAUCCCCUCUGUGGCGGAGGAGGUGGUGGGGGUGGUGGACGUGACCACUCUGAGCAGCAGACAGUACUGUGUGAUCCUGGACCCGGUCGGACCCGACGGGAAACCUCAGCUGGGACAGAAGAGGGUGGUGAAGGGUGAGCGUUCAUUUUUCCUGCUGCCGGGUGAGCACCUUGAACACGGCAUCCAGGACGUGUACGUGCUGUCGGAGGAGGAGGGUCUGGUGCUGAAAGCUGUGGAGGCCUUCAACGACACAGAGGAGCGUGAGGAGGAGGAAGAGGCGGCAGAGGAAGAGGAGCUGAUGCAGGAGAGGGCGAAGCGCUCGCGGAGGAGCGGCGUCCUCCGUCGCCCCGGAGACCGCUGGAUGCUGCGGGGUCCCAUCGAGUACGUCCCCCCCGCCACUGUGGAGGUGGUGCUGAGACGACAGGCCAUCCCGCUGGACGAGAACGAGGGCAUCUACGUCCGGGACAUCAAAACUGGAAAGGUGCGAGCAGUGAUCGGUCACACCUACAUGCUGACCCAGGAUGAGGAGUUGUGGCAGAAGGAGCUUCCAGCGAACGUCGAAACCCUGCUGGCUUCUUCUCUGGACCCGCUGGCCAACCGCUCGGACCGGACCACGACCGGAGACAGCGGGCCGAGGGACAAGACCAAGGUGGUCUCCUACCGGGUCCCCCACAACGCUGCCAUCCAGGUCUACGACUACAGAGAGAAGAGGGCCAGGGUGGUGUUUGGACCAGAGAUGGUGAUGUUGGGACCUGACGAGCAGUUCACCGUGCUGUCGCUGUCCGGAGACAAACCAAAGAGGGCCAACGUCAUCAAGGCCGUCUGCCUCCUGCUGGGGCCCGACUUCUUCACCGACAUCAUCACCAUCGAGACGGCCGACCACGCCCGGCUGCAGCUGCAGCUCUCCUACAACUGGCACUUUGAUAUAAAGUCUCCAGCGGACUCUGCUGAUGCAGCAGCUCUGUUCUCAGUUCCUGACUUUGUCGGAGACGCCUGUAAGGCCAUCGCCUCCCGGGUCAGAGGAGCCGUCGCCUCCGUGCAGUUCGACGAUUUCCACAAGAACUCGAACCGGAUCAUCUGCUCGUCUGUGUUUGGCUUCGAUGAGAAGCUGGCGGUUCGUUCCAGCCUUCGCUUCAGCCAGAACAACCUGGUGAUCAGCAGCGUGGACAUCCAGUCUGUGGAGCCCGUGGACCAGAGGACACGAGACGCCCUGCAGAAGAGCGUCCAGCUGGCCAUCGAGAUCACCACCAACUCCCAGGAGGCCGCCGCACGGCACGAGGCGGAGCGUCUGGAGCAGGAGGCUCGGGGGAAGCUGGAGAGGCAGAGGAUCACCGACCAGGCCGAGGCUGAGAAAGCCAGGAAGGAGCUGCUGGAGCUGGAGGCACUCAGUGCUGCGGUGGAGAGUACAGGAGCUGCCAAGGCUGAAGCUCAGUCUCGGGCGGAGGCGGCUCGUAUUCAGGGAGAGGCAGCGGUCAACGAGGCCAGACUGAAGGCUGAAGCUCAGAGGAUCGAGGCGGAGGCGGAGCUUCAGCGGCUGGCGAAGGCUCGUGAGCAGGAGCUGAGCUAUAAGAAGGAGAUGGAUGGUCUGGAGGUGGAGAAGCAGAAGCGUCUGGCUCAGAUCGAGAGCGAGCGCUUCAGCCAGCUGGUGGAGAGUCUGGGCAGCGACACGCUGAAGGAGAUCGCCAGAGCCGGACCCGAGCUGCAGGUGAAAAUGCUCCAGGCUCUGGGGCUGAAGUCCACCCUCAUCACAGACGGAUCGUCACCCAUCAACCUGUUCACCACAGCCAACGGCCUGCUGGGGGCUCUGCCGGGACAGGGACAGGGACAGUGAGGAAGAAGACCAAGCAGCGAAGAGAGGGGAAAAUGUCCAAAAGUAAACCUCAACAGAUGCAAAUUUUUCUGACACACAGACACUUUAGUCAUCAGACACGUGUUUCUGAUGGGCGACGUUAAAGCAAGAUAAUGUGCCUUUUGCAGAUUUAAAGAUACGCUUCAUGGCUUUGUUAUAAAAUAGUGCAAAUCUCUGCAAUAAAAUCAACUCCUCCAACACAACAAUGUCUUCACUUUGUCAGGCAGAUAUUAAAAAUAAUACGGAUUAUUAAAAGCAUAUGCAUGUAUGUGCGUGCUGAAACAGCUGUUCAUCUUCGGUACUCCAGCGGAGAGUCAUCCAACAUUGUUUUACUGUAGGAACCCAACAUACCUCCUUCCACUUCACAACUCUGUACCUCUCCACCUACCAACACUGUGAUGACCAACACAUUAAAGCUGUGUGUUACUUUACAGAUUCACACUGACAAAAUCAGCCCUAAUCCCAUCUUUUGAAUAAACUGUCAAUCUAGUUUUUGCUGACCUCCGAUGGUUGAAAUUGUCACCUCACUUCAAUGAUGUAGCUUUAAAAAAGAGGUCAGGGAAACAGUCUUUAUCAGCCUGGCGUUACAUUACUCUUUCUGGAUGACUUUUGCACUUUCAGCUUUUCAGAAUAAAUGAGUACCAGAGGUUUACUUUUGGACAGAGAACCAGCAUUAAGACGUUGUCAUGGUGAAAACGUCGAAACAUCUCUGCUGCAAGUGAAGAAGAAUUGUGCCUACAAACAACUUGACAGUUUGUUUAGUCGUAUAAUCUGACAGCCAACGAUUUAUGUUUCUGCUUUGCACUACAUCCACUAGAAAUACAAGUAAACAGUUAAUGUUUCCAUAGUCGAAGUUAAACUUUCAUGUUUCUGUGCAGUGGAAGUAAAAUAAAAAUGUAUAGUCUGACUGCUUUUCUUUACCUAAGUGCUGUGUGUGUGUGAAGCCAUUAAAGUGCUGCUGCUGUCCA
Messenger RNA from Siniperca chuatsi (mandarin fish), 3944 nucleotides. It is a transcript of the gene mvp, whose product is annotated as major vault protein. Bases 313 to 2958 code for a protein of 881 amino acids. Lineage: Eukaryota; Metazoa; Chordata; Actinopteri; Centrarchiformes; Sinipercidae. Gene Ontology annotation, cellular component: cytoplasm; nucleus. The record is from RefSeq and is a predicted model, not a curated record. The transcript is spliced from 17 exons.